Molecule: messenger RNA, 417 nt
Organism: Panicum virgatum (switchgrass)
Lineage: Eukaryota; Viridiplantae; Streptophyta; Magnoliopsida; Poales; Poaceae
Product: histone H1-I-like
Exons: 2
Coding region: 1-417 (138 amino acids)
Source: RefSeq, a predicted model, not a curated record
AUGCAAAAAACCUGCAAUGAGACGGUGUAUGACUCAGAUGAUCCACCUCCUGCACAACCAAAACCAAAGAGGGCCAAGAAGGAGAAGGUACCAGCCAGCACAAGUACACCUAAAAAUAAGAGGGCCAAGAAGGAAAAAGUACCAGCCAGCACAAGCACACCUAAAAGCAAGAGGACCAAGAAGGAAAAAGUACCAGCCAGCACAAGCACACCUAAAAGCAAGAGGACCAAGAAGGAAAAAGUAUCAGCCAGCCCAAGCACAUCAUUGAAGCUGCAACAUGCACCAACAGCACCAUCUAGUCCAUUUGAUCUAAACUAUAGUCCUGGGGCACUAACUAGAAGCCGAGCUAGGAAAAUUAUAGUGGAGGAGGCUGAGGUGCAUGGAAGAAUGGCCCUGGACCAUCUCAUGAAUGUAUGA